This is a messenger RNA of Gadus morhua (Atlantic cod), 793 nucleotides long. RefSeq names its product cytochrome c oxidase subunit 5B, mitochondrial. The transcript is spliced from 4 exons. The record is from RefSeq and is a predicted model, not a curated record. The coding region runs from base 64 to 444 and encodes 126 amino acids. Lineage: Eukaryota; Metazoa; Chordata; Actinopteri; Gadiformes; Gadidae. Gene Ontology annotation, cellular component: respiratory chain complex IV; mitochondrial envelope. Gene Ontology annotation, biological process: mitochondrial electron transport, cytochrome c to oxygen.
UAUAGCGGAACCUACGUCAUCAUAGCGCGACAGUCUAGUUCUGUCGUACAACAAGAAGAAGAAAUGGCUGCAAGGUUACUGCUCCGCUCCGCGCUCCGCGCCGCAACGGUGUCGCGGGCCUGCCCGGCCCUCGCCCACACCCGGGGCAUGGCCGCUGGAGGUAUCCCCACUGAUGAGGAACAAGCCACUGGUCUGGAGAAGGUCAUCAUGACGGCUGCCAAGGAGGGAGCGGACCCCUACAAUCUGAUGCGGCCCAAGGAGUACGCUGGCUCCAAGGCGGACCCCCACAUGGUGCCCUCCAUCACAGACAAGAGGAUCGUGGGCUGCGUCUGUGAAGAGGACAACACGGCCGUGGUGUGGUUCUGGCUCCACCAGGGGGAGCCCCAGCGCUGCCCAUCCUGCGGGGCCCACUACCAGCUGGUGGCCCACGAGCUGCCCCACUAACUUAUACCACCACACCCGUCUCCGCAUACACCUCUAUUAUUAUUACCCAUGUUAACGUAAAUGUUCACUUCUUAAAUAUUCCAGAUGAUGUUGGAACGACUCCCAAGUAAGAUUUUAUAUUUGUCUGAUCUGAUCUCAGGGUUUUGUUCCAACACAGAACGUAUAUCAACUUUUCAACCUCAUCUGUUUUUGCUUUGUUUAAUCUUUUAGUGUUUUACAAAAACCUUGGGACACAAUUUUAUUCUCUGCAGACUUCCAUUGUGUUGCAGUUUACAUUGUCAUGUACUGUACAAUCUUAACUCCUGGUCCAAUUGCGCUUAAUGAAACAAUAAAGUCUUGAACUCCUGCA